UGGAAGAGAAUUUUCCAUCAACACCCACCCCUGUACCCCCUCCUGCACCUGGUAAUCACUCUGUUGCUUCAGCUCAGGAUGGCAAAUCACCGUCUCAUCUGGAUACCAGAGCAAUACCAGAUUCCACUCCAGAGUCUAAGCAUAUCUCUAAGCUCUCAUCUUCUGAACCCAUGUCUAAAACAGCUUCCUCCAAACCCUCAUCCCCUACUCCAAACCAGUCGCCACUCUCCGCGUCUCCCAACACCCCAGUCCCUCAGAUGUCCAAAGUCUCAUCCUUUUCCAAGCUCAAGAUGGCUGCCUGCAGCGUGGCCUGUGACAAGCAGGCAGACUCCCAUCCUCUUUUUCCUGCAGCUGCUUCAACGGAUGCUUCCGCUCCCGCAACAAAACCAAGCUUCGCUUCUGUGGCCAAGCGCUUGAUAAUGCAGGAGAGACUUAGGAAAGCAGAGGAAGCAGAGGACGAUGAUGAAGAUGAUGAAGAGCCGGAUGAAGAGUUGGAGCUGGAGCAGCUGGAGGAGAAGGCCAACGCUGGCGAUGCCAGAGCUCAGGCCCGGCUGGGUCAGCACUACUUGUCUCUUGCUGAAGAGGAAGAUGCAGAAAUAAACAAUCAACUGGCCGUUAACUGGCUGAUAAAAGCAGCUAAACAGGGAAGAAGGGCUGCAGCGAGACUCCUUCGGCGCUGCUGGAUCCAUAAAACAGGAAUUACUCCAGAGAAUGAGGCUGACGUUCGCACCUUGUCAACGGAGAGCAAGUUUGAACUGGCAGUGCGCAAAGCGGCCAUGAUGAUGUACUGGAAGCUCAACCCGGACAGAAAGAAGAAAGUGGCAGUAUCUGAGAUGAUUCAAAAUGUCAGCCAAGUGGACACAGUGCAGGGGGGCAGUGCAAGCAGGAUUCCCGCCCCGACUUCAGGCCAGACCCAGAGAGUGCUGGAGAGCAUGGUCAGCAAUGACUCCAACCAGAUGAUGGAUCUGGAUGACUUUGUUGAGAUGACGAAAAAUUAUGCACAAGGUAUCGUCCCGCCUGCUCCUCAAAGUGGGAGUCAGGCCACAGGCGGAAGCUCUGCACCACGGGACAGUGGUGACAAGCGUAAGACGGAGCCAGGCCCAACAGGACACCGAAGAAUGAACAGGAAGUCUUGGAGUUUCGACUGCACCGGGAUGAUGCUGGACACCGGCCACACCGGAGCCAUGAAAAGGGCCAUGGACAUGAAGUCCCGCUUGAUGAUGCUGCAGUAUCCUCUGCGAGCCACCAUCGAGAUGAAGGAGCACCUGGUGGACUGGGCGUCGCGGGCCGGGGUCCAGUGGCUGAGCACGAUCAUCCCCACGCAGCACGUCAAUGCGCUCAUCUUCUUCUUCAUCAUCAGCAACCUGACGGUGGACUUGUUCGCUGUGGUGAUCCCUCUACUCGUCUUCUACCUCUCCUUCAUCUCAAUGAUCAUUUGCACGCUGCGCGUUUUCCAGAGCAGCAAGACUUGGGAGAACUUCCGAGCCCUGACAUCGCUGCUGAUUCGUUUUGAACCCGGCCUCGACAUGGAGCAAGCAGAGAGCAACUUCGGCUGGAACAAUCUGGAGCCGUACCUUUAUUUUAUCCUGUCCGUAUUCUUCGUCAUCUUUUCCUUCCCCGUUGCUGACAAGAAAUGGAUCCCCUGCUCCGAGCUCUCCACAGUGGCCAUGUUUUUCACUGCUGUCAGCUACAACAGCCUCAGCCCAGCUGCUGCAACGUACGCACGUCGGGCUUUGUUCAUAGAGGUAGCAUCAAAUGUGUGUGCCCUGACCCAGCUCCUGCCAGAGACCAUGACAGUGCUCCACUUCAUGGGACGAACCUUUGUCACAGUGCCACUCGGGGAGUCUGUGGUGCUGAAGCUCAGCCUCCCCUGUUUCCUGUAUGUUUACAUGUUCUACUUGUUCUUCAGCAUGGCGAGGACGCGUGGUUUCCGCGGGACCUACUGCUUCCUGAUUCCAUACCUUGUGUGCUUCAUGUGGUGUGAGUUCUCAGCGGUCCUCCUCCAGAACUCCUCGGCUGUGGGUUUGAUCCGCACCUGCGUAGCGUACUUUCUCUUCCUGUUUGCGCUGCCUGUUUUGGCAUUCGGCCUGGCGGCCAUGCUCCUCGUCCAGCUCUUCAAAUGGUUCCUGGAGCUGGAGCUGACAAAGAUGGUCGUGACCCUGGUGGUGUGUGCGAUCCCGGUCAUGCUGCGCCUCUGGACGCGGUUCAGCAUGUCCAUUCUGGAUGUGUUCCGUUCACUGACGCAGCGCGGGCCCGUUAAAUUAAUCCUACUGUGCAUUUCAAUGGUUAUCUUUUUCUUCUCUGUCUACGUGUACCACUCAGAAGGACAGUUUAAGAUGUAUAACUCCACCUUGACUUGGAACCAGUAUAGCGAAGUCUGUGGGCCUCCAUCGUGGGAAGCGAAGGGCAUCGCCAACACACAGAUCUUCUGUAGCCACCUGCAUGGACACAGAGUUACCUGGUCCGGCCGUUUCAAGAGUGUACGUGUAGCUGACAUAGAGAACGGGGCCCGCUCGGUCAUCAGCAUGUUGCCGGUGUUCAUGGGAGAUUGGCUGCGCUGCGUGUACGGUGAAUCAUAUCCCAAAUGUGAGCCAAAGAAUGCUACGUUGGUGAACCUAACAGCUGCAGAAGUGACUUCUGCAGAACACGUGGCUCCGCUGUCCAAGCUGCUUCAAAAGCAAGAGGAGGAGUUGUGUCAGCUCAAGGCUCUGGCCAUGUACACCUGUCACAUCAAGAAGUUUGACAGCUAUCGAUUUGAGGUGACGCUGGGGAUGAUCCGGGAUGGAACUGCAGGGCCGGAGGACCCAGCCAGGGAUAUAAUCAUGAUGGCCAGCAAUGAGUUUAAACAAGUUCUGCUGAAUCUCAGACCUGGUAAUGUCGUGGAGUUCAGCACUAAACUGGAGGGCCGUUUGGGAGGCAGAGCUCCAGUCUUUGAGUUGAAGGCUAUCCACUGUCUGGACUGUGUUAAUUCGAACCUGAUUGGAGGCAGGCAAGUGAAGAUAGAGAGAAACUGGCGGCGUACCACCAUGAAAGCCAUCAAAUUUGCAUUUGACUUUUUCUUUUCACCGUUCCUGUCAGCAAAUAUCUGAGGAAAAACAUACAGGAAACCCAGACAGAAUCUUUUCAGGACGUCAACCUUUUUGUUGUGCUGUAAUCAUCAUCUGACAACUGUAAUUCAUAGCACAGUUUACUAAUGGAUCCUAUGUAGCAGAUAUUUUUCUUUUCAUGUACAGCAGGUGAGAAAUGCCCAGAUGAAAACGGAGACGAAUCAAAUCCCCUCUGUUUAUAUAAAUAAUCAAGCUUUCUAAAUAUUCAGUUUUCAAGCACUCAUAGAAAGAACUGGAUGAAAGUUUGGCAUUUGAUGGUUUUAAAGGCAGGGUAAGCGAUUUCCGGGUUAUGUCACAUCCGUUUAUAUUAUAACAAAACAUUGCCAAAACACAGAAAACUAGCGCAUUCUUUCCCCUGUUACAGUACUUUAUGAGAAAACAUACCCCUUCACAAGCGCUAGCCCUCCCCUUGUUAGUGAUUGGCUGGAGCAGUGUUUGUUGUGGUUUGGUGGAACCCCACAUUGGUUCUUUCCUGUUUCCAGAGUCAGGUUUGUCUAUGAAGAUCAGGUUUUUUUUAGAAUUAUUUCAUUUAAUGUGGCAAAAAGUGUCCUCAUUUAGAAAUGACAUACAAUCACUUACCCUACCUUUAAAAAAUAUGGAUGCUAAUGCAGCAUGCUAACCACCUCCGAACACUUAGAGAUGUACAUAAAACUAAGCAUUGCGUCAUAGGGCAAUCAUGCUAGUGCUGCUUUUGUAUCUAGGAAUUUCUUAUUUUAGAAAUAUUUGAAAGGAGAUUUUAUGGGAUUUUAUAUGAGUGUAUGUUUCAGUGCAUAUUUAUUAACCUAUUUAUACGUUUUUGUGACAAUCUGUGUGGCAGAAUAUGCAGUUGUGUUAAAAAUCUGAAUAAUUUGGCCUGUAUAUGCAGGGAUAGAUUACAAAUGAAGGUAAAUGCAGACUUUUACCUCUAAUUUAAGAGGGCCGACCUAAAUUCUUUUAGGAGGAGUUUAGA
This is a messenger RNA of Cololabis saira (Pacific saury), 4056 nucleotides long. RefSeq names its product Wolfram syndrome 1a (wolframin) (gene wfs1a). The transcript is spliced from 11 exons. Gene Ontology annotation, biological process: calcium ion homeostasis; endoplasmic reticulum unfolded protein response. The record is from RefSeq and is a predicted model, not a curated record. Gene Ontology annotation, cellular component: endoplasmic reticulum; endoplasmic reticulum membrane. The coding region runs from base 171 to 3089 and encodes 972 amino acids. NCBI's taxonomy places the organism in Eukaryota, Metazoa, Chordata, Actinopteri, Beloniformes, Belonidae. Gene Ontology annotation, molecular function: protein binding.